Messenger RNA from Micropterus dolomieu (smallmouth bass), 897 nucleotides. It is a transcript of the gene neurl2, whose product is annotated as neuralized E3 ubiquitin protein ligase 2. The transcript has 2 exons. Gene Ontology annotation, biological process: intracellular signal transduction. The record is from RefSeq and is a predicted model, not a curated record. Gene Ontology annotation, molecular function: ubiquitin protein ligase activity. Lineage: Eukaryota; Metazoa; Chordata; Actinopteri; Centrarchiformes; Centrarchidae. Bases 1 to 897 code for a protein of 298 amino acids.
AUGGAGCCAUUUCCAGACCAGUUCAUGGAAUUCCACCCCAUCCACGGUACCAAUGUCAGACUGGACCACUCAGGGACCCAGGCCACCCGGGUGGAGAGCUUUGCAAAUGGAGUGUGUUUCAGCAAACACCCUCUGAAGCCUGGGGAGAUUUUUCUCAUAGAGAUCCAGGAUAAGGAGCUGGGCUGGUGCGGCCACCUCCGGAUUGGCCUGACUGCCAGGGACCCGAGGGGAUUAGAGGUGGUACCUGAAUAUUCCAUCCCAGAUCUGACAACCUUAGGGGACAGCUGGGUGUUUGCCAUCACUCGCAACCACAAUAAGAUCAUAGAGGAUGCUGAAGCAGGGGGUGAACAGGCUGGAGACGAAGGACUGGCUGGAGGCCAGAGACUUGGACGAGGGGAGGUUGAAGAUGGAGCUGGAAGGGAAGGAGAUGGAGGAGGAGGCAACACCAAACCAAUGACUUUCUUCACUGACUCUGACUUGUACAUUGAGAAUGUUCGGAUUCCCAAAGACAAGCUGGUCGGCCGGAGCAGACCCGGACGUUACAGCCACAUAUUGGAUGACUUGUAUAAGACCAACGCCCUGCCUCCCACAGCCAGACGCAGCCGGAUCGGAGUGCUAUAUGUGCCCAAAGGGCGAGACCUGGCUGACAUGCACAUUGUCAUCAAUGGUGAGGACAUGGGAGCUUCUGCAAAGGGGAUCCCCACCAUCCAGCCUCUCUACGCUGUGGUGGACGUCUUUGCUGCUACUAAGUGUGUCCAAAUUGUCCAGGUGGAGUAUGGAUUCUCAUCUUUGCAGACGUUGUGUAGGAAGGCCAUCCAGAAGCACAUGGUCCACAGGAUGGCCAUUGACUCGCUGGAGCUGCCAGAGGCACUUAAGAACUUUUGCAAGUACGAAUAA